AUGCCCCCCAACCUCACCGGGUAUUACCGCUUCGUCUCCCAGGAGAACAUGGACAACUACCUGCGCGCUUUAGAUAUCAACGUGGUCCUGCGAAAACUGGUUUGCUUCCUGAAGCCCGAUAAAGAGAUCAUCCACACGGGAGACCACAUGGUCAUCCGCACCAUCACCUCCCUGCGGGACUACGUUAUGGAUUUUGACCUGGGGGUCCAGUUUGAGGAAGAUCUGGGGCCCGUGGAUGGGCGCAAGUGCCAGACAACUGUCUCCUGGGACGGGGAUCAGCUGGUGUGUGAGCAGCUCGGGGAGAAGAGGAACCGAGGCUGGAGGCACUGGCUGGAGGGGGACCAGCUGCAUCUGGGAACACUUCCCACCAGUGACCUGUUCAUAGCAGAUGUCUCAGACAGUAGUCUCCAGCGCUUGCCAGCUACCUUCCAGAUGUGGUUUCUGAGUAAACUGUCCUGGUGGGACAGCGAGCCAGCAGAACCUGCUCCGGCACGGCAUGGCGCAGCAGUGAGCCUGCCCAAGUAUGGUCAUCACGCAGAGGAGCUGUCUGGACCUCUGGAAGUGCUGGGGUAG
This is a messenger RNA of Opisthocomus hoazin, 573 nucleotides long. NCBI's taxonomy places the organism in Eukaryota, Metazoa, Chordata, Aves, Opisthocomiformes, Opisthocomidae. The record is from RefSeq and is a predicted model, not a curated record.